Messenger RNA from Drosophila subobscura, 802 nucleotides. RefSeq names its product mite group 2 allergen Lep d 2 (gene Npc2e). Bases 185 to 718 code for a protein of 177 amino acids. The record is from RefSeq and is a predicted model, not a curated record. Gene Ontology annotation, molecular function: sterol binding. NCBI's taxonomy places the organism in Eukaryota, Metazoa, Arthropoda, Insecta, Diptera, Drosophilidae. Gene Ontology annotation, biological process: sterol transport. The transcript is spliced from 3 exons.
UUGAUAAACCCUCUCAUUGGUCAUCGCUCGGUCAAAGCCACAUGCAAAGCUGUCUGCUAUUUAAACUUCUCCACUUGCCCCAGUAGUUCCAUUCACGAUCAUCCACUGCGGGCGCGCGUACCAACACACAAUCUCGGCACAGUCCAAGUGAAAGAUUACAGGGAAAUUCCACGAAUCUACAAAAAUGUUGCGAAUUAUUUUGGCUCUCGCCUUACUGGCGGCUGCAGCGAACGCCACGAAUGUAAAGCAAUGCAAGGAUAAACCAUUUCCCUUGCAAGUCAAAGUGCACGGCUGCGAUGAGCCACCGUGCGUCGUGUACAAAGGCAGCUCAGCCAUCAUGGAAGUGCAGUUUCUGGGCAAUAACAACAACAUCCAACACAUAACCGCCAAGACCACAGCCAAGGUUUUGGGCAUGAAUCUGCCCUACGAGCUGCCCGAUGAGGUGUCCAAUGUGUGCCGUAAUCUGAUGUACGGCGCCAUGUGUCCCAUUGACAGGGGCGAGGAUGUCACCUACCAGUUCAACUUCUAUGUGGAUCCCAGUUUCCCGGAGAUCACCGCAGAUGUUACAGUUACCCUCGACGAUGCACAGGGCGAGGCCAUCACUUGCUUCAUUUGCAGCUGCAAGAUCCGCAAGGGUUCGUCGGAGGCCAGGCAGGAAUACCUCCUGGACUGGCGCGACAACCAAACCGAACAGAAGGCAUUCGACACACGGCUGUAGUACGCGACGCCACUCGUGUGGACUGACUGAAUAGCACAAAACUUUACCACUGACCAAUAAAGGCAAAAACCAUUCCCAAAAAGA